Messenger RNA from Solanum pennellii, 1257 nucleotides. RefSeq names its product zingipain-2. Bases 118 to 1143 code for a protein of 341 amino acids. Gene Ontology annotation, molecular function: cysteine-type endopeptidase activity. The record is from RefSeq and is a predicted model, not a curated record. The transcript has 2 exons. Lineage: Eukaryota; Viridiplantae; Streptophyta; Magnoliopsida; Solanales; Solanaceae. Gene Ontology annotation, cellular component: lysosome.
AUAAUUCACCUUUACACCUAUAUAUACCUUUUUCAUAUUGUAUUAAUUAUUAUUUUCAUGAACUCUGAUACCUUCAUCUUUUAUUUUCAUACAACAAAAUAGUUUCAGAUUUUCACAAUGGCAUUGAAAUUUUGCAGGUUAAGCCUCGUAGAACUUUUACUAGUGGUCGCAACUCUCAGGUUCCGAGCCACUAGUGCCCGUGACUUGCAAGUGUAUUCCAUGCUUGAAAGGCACGAAAAAUGGAUGAGUCACCAUGGGCGCGUAUACAAAGAUGAUGUUGAAAAGGCAGAGCGAUUGAAGAUAUUUAAAGAAAAUGUCGAAUUUAUUGAGGCAUUCAACAAUGAUGCUGCUCAUUCUUACCAGCUUGGCGUCAAUAAAUUUGCAGAUCUAACGAAUGAAGAGUUUCAAUCUAUGGUUGGUAGAUAUAAUCUAUCUUUCCUUCCAAAGACAUCGAAUUUGCAAUCAUUUAGUUAUCAAAGUGAAAAUUCCAGUCCUGAUAGUUGGAACUGGAGAGAACAGGGUGCUGUUACUCCUGUUAAGGACCAGGGUAAAUGUGGGUCAUGUUGGGCAUUUUCAGCGGUAGCAGCAGUAGAAGGACUGAGCCAGCUAAAAACGGGUAACUUAAUUUCACUAUCUGAACAACAACUUCUAGAUUGUGAGUCCAGAAACAACAAUGGUUGUGGAGGCGGCGUCAGGAACGAAGCAUUUCUAUACAUAGCCGAAAACGGAGGGCUCACAACAGAAUCAAAUUACCCAUACACUGGAAUUCCUGGAAGUUGUAACAGCAAAAUGGCGGAAUCAACUGCAGUAACAAUUUCGAGCUACAAAACAGUGGAUCCAAGUGAAUCAGCAUUGUUACAGGCAGUACUAAUUCAGCCAGUUUCUGCAGGUGUAAAUAUUGGGAGCGACAAAUUUCGAUUUUACAAAGGGGGAAUUUUCAGUGGGGAAUGUGGGGAGAGUUCACAUCAUGCAGUUACAGUGGUAGGGUAUGGGACAAGUGAGGAUGGUAGUAGUAAUUAUUGGUUGGUGAAGAAUUCAUGGGGAGAAAAUUGGGGUGAAAGUGGAUAUAUGAGAAUGGCGAGAGAUGUUGUGAAUGGUGGAGUUUGUGGCCUUGCUACUCGAGCUUCUUUUCCUACUGCUUAGUGUUAGACAGAGGAUUUUACAACUCUGUUUUAUCUUACUUCUUUUAGUUAUGUACCAUCGUAUCAUCUUAUUCUUCAAUCUUUAUUAUAAUAAUAUUUACAUAUUUUUGAUUCA